Molecule: messenger RNA, 1606 nt
Organism: Carcharodon carcharias (great white shark)
Lineage: Eukaryota; Metazoa; Chordata; Chondrichthyes; Lamniformes; Lamnidae
Product: hepatic lectin-like
Exons: 8
Coding region: 29-889 (286 amino acids)
Source: RefSeq, a predicted model, not a curated record
AGCUUAGACCUCGACAGUGUCAGAGAAAAUGGAGCCUGGUCCCUGCUCAAUAAAGCACAGCUCGGGAAACAUUAACAUGUCUCAGCUGAGCUUGUAUGAAAAUUUGGAAUCAUUCGCAAUGGAGGAUCAGCAAGGAAAUAAAGACUGGGUGAAACCCCAAGUUGAAGCUGAACCUAACGUGGAGAAUCACAGAAGGAGGAACAUCCUACUGCUCAUCUCUGGUCUCCUGUGUUCCUGUGUCUUUCUGAGUUUCGUAUUUCUGCUAGCCGGAUUGUUGAAAAUUUCAGCGAUGCAUAUGGAAAUGAAACAGCUGCAAGAGAACUUACAGCUGGAGUUUGCUCAGUUCAAAAACAAUGUAUCUGAAGAAGUUGAGAGAAACCACAGUGAUAUGGCAGGCGAGCUUUCUAAGAUGAGAAUCAAAGUGUCUGAAGAAAUUGAGACAAUGCACAGCGAUGUAACAGGAGAACUUUCGAAGAUGAAAAUCAAAGGAUGCUCCUGUCUCCAGUGCCCCAUUAACUGGCAUGAAUUUAAUCAGGCCUGUUACUACUUUUCCACCCAAAGUGGCAACUGGCAAUUUGCAAAGCAGCAAUGCUCCUUAAAUGAUUCACAUCUGCUUGUGAUCAGCAGCGCUUCGGAGCAGGAUUUUAUAAAGAAAGAAGCAAGCUCUAAUAUGUACUGGAUCGGACUGAACGAUCUUGUGUCUGAAAGAAAGUGGCAGUGGGUUGAUGGCACAACUUAUGAAUUAUCAUCAACGUUCUGGGCUGCUGGAGAACCCAACAACAGGAACAGUGAGGACUGUGUCCACAUUGAUGACAAAGGAAGAUGGAAUGACAACAAGUGCUCCACAAACUUUUUCUGGAUUUGUGAGAAACAGAAAAACUCAGCAUGAAAUUUCUGCUGCACGACCUGAGCAGACGUUUUCUUCAUUGUUAGUUAGUAUCUGAAAGAUAUACAAUAUUCCAGGCUGAGCAACAACGCAUUCAAAUCAACUCACUUCAAUUCAACUCAACUCAGCUCAACUUCACUAAGAUCAACUCAGCUCAAUUCAACUAAUCUCAGUUCAACUCUACUCAAAUCAACUCAAUUCAAAUGAACUCAACUCUAUUCAACUCAAAUCAGCUGAAGUCAACUCAUCUCAGCUCAGCUCAUCUCAAAUCAACUCAGCUCAUCUCAACUUAACCCAAUUCAACUCAACUCAUCUCAGCUCAGCUCAUCUCAAAUCAACUCAGCUCACCUCAACUUAACCCAAUUCAACUCAACUCAAAUUGGCUCAGCUGAACUCAAUUCAAAUCAACUCACCUCAGCUCAUCUCAAAUCAACUCAACUCAGCUCAUCUUUACUUCACUCAAAUCAACUCAUCUCAACUCAGCUCAACUUAAUUCAAUUUAAUGCAAUUCAAUUCAACUCAAAUGACCUCAGCUCAACUCAACUAAGCUCAACUCAAUUCAAUCAACUUAACUCAGCUUAACUCAACGAUGCCUGUAACAUGCUUGUAAUUUGUUUCAGAUUUCCAGCAUCCGUAGUAUUUUGCUUUUAUCAACCAUGCCUGUGCUUGUUUCUACACUGCUUAUCUUAUAGCUGACUGAAUAAAGACGAAUAGGUUAUA